AUGUGGCUCGGCCGGCUGGUCGCCAACGUCCUCAGAGACGACUCUGUCACGCCCACAAACCGCGAGGCGAAUCCCCCGCCAGAGCCUCCCAGUGUCCCCACUUCGGAGCGCGCGUCCUCGCCCCAUCGCGCGAGAGCCUCCGGCGCCUUUCCUUGUCCACUUCUCCCGUCGACGCCGUCUCCCGACUUUGCCUCGACAGAGGCGCCAUCGCUGACUCCUGCCUGCCUCCCUUCCUUAACGCAUCUGUCUCCGUAUGUCCCUUCUCCCCCCGCGUCUCCCUUCUCUGCUGACGCCCUUUCUGCUCAGCCAGCGUGGGGACGACCUGCGACAGAAAGAGCAGAAUGGAGAAAAGCAGCGAACAGCGGAAGAGGGUCGAGCAACGAAGGAAUCGAAGGAGACGGAGACGCGUGGGCCUUCGAGGAUUUCGAUGUCGACGGUGACAGCCCCAGCAGUGCCUUGGCGCGGGAAGCGACAGGACCGUUCUCUCAUGAGGGCCGAGACGAAACCCAAGCAAGUGUUCACCUUCCAUCGUCUUCUGACCCGCAACACAACUACGCCCUUGGGUCGACUCUUCUUCCUUCCUCGUCUUCCGCUCCGUCCGCAUCUUACGUUCCUUCCGGUUCUGCUUCUUCUCAAUCGUCCUCUCUGUAUCCCGCCUCUUCUGUCCCGUCUUUCUCUUCUGCCCCGGCGUCUUCAGCUUUUCCGUCUCACCCGGCGCCGUCCCACGCAGACUCCGUGCCCGCAGCGUGGGGCUGGGACGAUGAUUUUGAGGAAGCGCCGGAAGGGGGUGAAGCAGAGAAAGGUGAGCACGAGGACUUCACACCCCAGGAGACGCCCGUCCCUGCGUCGCACACGCUGCGCAGGACAGAAACCCCGGAGGCGGCGCGCACGCGAUCUCCCUGCGCGUCGCCAGGCGCUCCCCUGUGUGCAGCAGUUUCGACCCUUCCCCAGGAAGAAGGGACGCGAAAGUUCGCCGAGGAAGAGCGGGAGAAAGACGCACAGCGCGAGACAGAAGGAGAUACGGCACUCUCCCCGUCCUCGCCUUACUGCGAGCCUCCUGUCUCGUCCGUGAAACCAGAAGAGACCGAGCACGGCUCUGUUUGGAACACAGAUCUCGACCUCGAGGCCGAAGGAGCAGAUAGUCUGGAGGGGAACAUCGACGGAAGUUCGUCCUUCUCUUCGCUCGUGACGAAAGACAAAAGUCUUUCUGCGUCACAUGCACCCCUUGUUUAUGCUGCCUCGUCUCCUUCCUGCGAUGCUCCUCUCCCUCCUUCUUCUCUCCCUCCUUCUUCUCUCCCUCCUUCUUCUCUUCCUCCUUCUUCUCUUCCUCCUUCUUCUCUUCCUCCUUCUUCUCUCCCUCCUUCUUCUCUUCCUCCUUCUUCUCUUCCUCCUUCUUCUCUUCCUCCUUCUUCUCUUCCUCCUUCUUCUCUCCCUCCUUCUUCUCUCCCUCCUUCUUCUCUUCCUCCUUCUCUUCGACCUUCGGUUUUUUCUCCUUCCUCUCUUCCUCCCUCUUCUGUUCUUUCUUCUUCCGCGAACCCACCGCUGUCUAACUCAGUCUCUCCUGUCGAUUUGGGCUCUGCUUGGGACGUCGACUUCGACUUUGAAGAAUCUGCGCACGGCGCGUCUUUUGCGGGGGGCGAACGCAGAGGAGAGGAGACGGAAUUUCGGGAAUCCGCAGGCAGCGCAGAUCCCGCCGAAGCCCUCGAAAGGCCUACCAGCUGGAACGUGGACUUCGCUGUAGAGACACCCGAGGACUCGAGUCGCGUCGCAGAAAAGGGAACUGGAGAGGGGCAAAAGGCGGGAGGAGACGAGGCGCGAGCCGGAACCCGCCCGGACGAUGGUCUGCCUUCGUCGACGUUCCAGGAAGAGGUACUCCUGCCUCCCUCGCCAACACUCGACAGAGAGAGUUUGGUUUUUCGCGCAGAGGCGCGUGUCCCCGACGCUCAGGCGGAGCCGAGCGCGGGGCCCAGGGGCGAGGAGAGGGCGGGUGAAAGCGUGGAAGAAGCAGAUGCGGCGCGAAGCAGGCCGAACGCGCUCUCUCAGUCUUCUUCUCGAGCAGCCUCCGUCGACAUCUCGCCUUCAUGGAAUGUCGACUUCCCCCUCGAGGAGUCGGGUUCCCACGCUUCGCACCAGCCUGUUCCAGAAAGCGAAGGCGACGGCAGCGGGGAAAGUCGAAUUGGAGACGGAAGAGGUUUGUUUCCUCUGGGCGACGCGGUGGAGCUUCCCAGUGAAUGGGACGUCGAGUUUGAUCUCGAGGUGCCGGGGGAGGCGCGCGACGGGCCGGACGAGGGAGAGAAAGACAAACACGUGGAGGAUCCGUCAGAGCGAGAGGAAGCAGACGCGUUUCCGCUGGAGAGCCCAGAGAGAACUGCAGAAGGAUUUUGGAGCGGUUUCGAAAUCGACUUGGCCAGUGCGCCGCCUUCGCCUCACACUGGAACAGCAAGAAGACCAGACGAGCAAACGGCAGAAAAACGCCGAGAAGGGGUUGAGAACGGAGACCAAGAGGGAGAGAAAGAAGGCGAGAACAGACAGAGUUCAGGUGACGGUCUUAAGUCUGUUUCGGUGGACGUCGCUGCUUGGGAUGCCGAUUUUGAUGUUUCCGAUACUUCUGAGGAGCUGCGCAUAGAAGAGAGAGACGAAGAGAACUCGCAGGCACAGCCGCGAGAAGGAGGGGUAGAAGAAGGGAACAAAGGGUCAGGGAGUGGGAACAGAUUUCUCCGCGACGAGCGAGAAGGAAGCACUGGAGACCGUGCGGCCGCUCCCCUCAGAGAGCGCGUCGCUGCGCCUGAAUAUCCGUAUGCUGCUCCAGUAGGACGUGAUGAGGAGACGGCGCGAGGCGCAGAGAGAGCGGGAGAACACGAAGGAAAGCGAGAAGACAGUGAGGACCAGAUCUCUUCCCUUCUUGAGGAGGGAGGACAGGGAGGAGCCGAGAAGGCGCCACAGGCAGCGGAGCUUGACUUCGAGGCCUGUCUCUCUCCACGGCUUCCUGCGGCGGUGGCCGCGGACGGCCGUGGCGAGGACGGAGCAAGCGAGAAGGGAAACGCACUGGCAAACAGUGCCGGAGACGAAUCGAAGGACGAAGGCCUGCAUCGCAUGGAAGACGCGGAGACACCCAGACGGGAGAGUGUCGGUCUCGGUCAAUCCAGAUUCAACGGAGAAGAGACGCCAGGCAAAGGAGCCACCGCAACGAAAGAAGAAGAGAGCGAAGAAGCCGGCGACGGAGCGAACGAAGAGUUCGAAGAGGACGGGAAUCGUUUUGGGAACGUCGAGGACAGGGGAGAUGGGCAAGGAGGGACUGUUCGUUCUUUGUUUUUCGAAGAAGACGGAUUAGGAGAGAACGAGAUGGAGCCGGCACAGCGUGGAGAGCAGGGCUGGGCCUCGGAGAAAAAUCUCUUCUCUUCGAACUCCCCUCGUUCGUCUGCAGGAACUUUCGCCUGUCGUUCACCUCAACAACUUCGGCCUCCUCCAGGACAGUUCCAGGGCUCCUCUCCGUCGCCGUUUGUUUCUCUCUCUGUUCCCGUCCAAAAAGACGUCUCCGCUCUUUUCGCUCCAACAACGCCGUCUCUAUCUGUAGAUGGAUCCUCUACUUCCCUUCCCUACUCGGUCCCCGCCUCAGACCGCGUCCUGCCUCCUUUCCCCGAAGAAAGAGUUCCUUCCCUCUCUUCUUCAGUGCGUGCUUCUGCCUCUUCCUGUCCUUUCUCUUCCUCCUCUUCCUCGUCCUCGUCUUCCUCUCCUUCCUCUCAUGCCUUAACCGAUGUGUUUCCUGUCUCGCUCCACGGCCGCGCUGGUGCGCCUGGAGCUGAGGUGGUGGGAGAGACAGAGGAGGAACAGAGGAGACACGAAGAAGAGCGAGACCGAAAGAGAAAAGAAGAUGAAGAGAGAGAAAUAAAGCGGCAGGAAGAUGAAGAGAGAGAAAGAAAGAGACAGGAAGAUGAGGAGAGAGAAAGAAAGAGGCAGGAAGAAGAAGAGAGGGAAAGGAAGCGACAGGAAGAUGAAGAGAGAGAAAGAAAGAGGCAGGAAGAAGAAGAGAGAGAAAGAAAGAGGCAGGAAGAUGAAGAGAGAGAAAGAAAGAGGCAGGAAGAUGAAGAGAGAGAAAGAAAGCGGCAGGAAGAUGAAGAGAGAGAAAGAAAGCGGCAGGAAGAUGAAGAGAGAGAAAGAAAGCGGCAGGAAGAUGAAGAGAGAGAAAGAAAGAGACAGGAAGAAGAAGAGAGAGAAAUAAAGCGGCAGGAAGAUGAAGAGAGAGAAAGAAAGAGACAGGAAGAUGAGGAGAGAGAAAGAAAGAGACAGGAAGAUGAGGAGAGAGAAAGAAAGAGGCAGGAAGAAGAAGAGAGGGAAAAGAAGAGGCAGGAAGAAGAGAGGGAAAGAAAGAGGCAGGAAGAUGAAGAGAGAGAAAGAAAGCGGCAGGAAGAUGAAGAGAGGGAAAGAAAGCGGCAGGAAGAUGAAGAGAGGGAAAGAAAGCGGCAGGAAGAAGAAGAGAGAGAAAGAAAGCGGCAGGAAGAAGAAGAGAGAGAAAGAAAGCGGCAGGAAAAAGAAGAGGAGAGAGAGAGGGAGUUUGAAGAGCGAGAAGCGGAGCUGAAGGCAAGCAUUCUGCAACUUCAGAGAAAAUACGAAGAGUCUGUUGAGCGGUGGGCGAGAGAGCGGGAAGAGCGAGAGGGCCGGUUAGCGCAGGAAUGGGAGAGGAAACUGCAUGCGGUGGAAGAGACGAAUCGGACUGUCUUACUUCAAGAGAAGUCUCGUCUGAAGCAAUGUGGGGAGGAAAACGCCAAGUUGAAAAUGCAGGUUGAUCAGCUGUCACGCGACGUCCUUUCUCUCCAAGCCCAGCUUGUUGUCUCAGAGGAGGACCGCGAGAAGAAGCAGCGGCUGCUCGAGACGAUGAAGAAGCGAGAGGAAGAAGAGAGGGUGCACGAAGAGAGAGACACGAAGAGAAGAGAGGAGCUUCGGAAGGAGCGCGAAGCGUUCUUCCUUCUUCUCGAGAGAGACAGAGAAGACUUGAAGAAGCAUCUCUCCCCUGCUCUCUCAGAGCUGCAGGAGGGCCUCCAACGAUGGAGACAGCAAUGGGAAGGAAGAGCGAAGGAGGCGGCGGCGAUCCGGAGGAGAGGAGCCGACGAAAACGCUCGGCUCGCGAGCGAACUGAUGCAAGUGAAGGCAGAACUCGAUCAGGAGAGAAGACAACACCGGGACAGGGUCACCCUGCUCUUCAAAGAAAAAGAAGGUUCGUGGCCUUUUUUUGUGCUGCGAGAAAGAAAGGCAUGCUUUUCCGGGGCUGAGCCGCUCAAACGAGGAAAUUGGAAAGUCGUCGAUCGAUUUUGCGGUGCCCCUUUCCUCAGGCGAGUUGCAACAAGAGCGCGACGAGCGGCGGCGCCUCGCGAGACAGCUGCAAGCGGUUCUGCGCAUGCAAGGAAAGACGAGGAGGGCGCCGAGAUGCAGAAGAGCGUCGAGGCGAUUGAAGCGAAAUAUUUUGCUGCUGAGCUGCAGAGAUGCAGGUGCGUCUUCUCCACGAUGCAUGUCUGCCAUGGAGGCUUGGAAUGCAGAGAAGGCGGAUCUUCUUCGUAUUCACGAGGAGCGCGAACGGCAAUUUGCGAGAUCCAGUCGCUUGCGGCAGCGGGUGCGGAGGAACGCGCGUGCUGUGACAAGCUGUUGAAGGUCAACGAAGAACUGGCGCAAGAAAUGGAGAAACUGGAAGGCGCGCGCGAGGAACUGGAAACCAAGGAGGCUCUGGAGGAAGAAGAGAGGCGAGAACGGCUGCGGCGGCAAAUCUUCGAGUUGCAGUGCGAGUUGCAGCAGCGAGAGAAAGAAAAUGGUCAUCUGCGCACGCUGUUGCGUCUUCUCGACCAAGAAGAAGAACCGCUCUCUUCUCCCUUUAACCUUCAGUCCUCCGCUUCUUCUGGCCCUCGCCAACCGCAGCCUGGCGUUUCGCAGUCGUCGCUUCCGGGUCCGUCGUCUCGCGCGGUCGACGGCCCUUCGAAAACCGUCCCCCACCUGUCUUCCUCGGUCCCUGUCCCGUCGCCUGUCGCCUAUGCGUCGAGCGGCAGUGGUGACCGAGGCUUGAGCGGAGCGUCGCGGCCAGAUCCAGCACAGGGAGGCCAAGUCUCCCUCUGUCCUGUCUCUUCGCAGGAGUCCCUGCAGACGGAGACAACACCUCCGGGGUCCGUGGACGCCUCUGCCCGCGCCCCCGCCAGCCGAGCAGCCUUCCUUGGACCCUCGUUCAGUCCUCUGCAAGCCCCACAGGAAGAGCGCAUGGGCAUGGCCGCAGGACUGGAGCGAGCGCGAGAAGAAGCGAGAGGAAGAGGCGCGCACACAGGAGACACUCUGGGCCCCGCCGCGUCUGCCGUGAGUGUCGCCUCCGCAGCCGCGGCAGUCGCCACCUCCCUCGCGCGCUCAGCCUUUGCCGGGGCCUUUUUCGGAGGACGCGAGGCGCAGAGCCUGGAUGCCCUGCAGAAGCAUUUGAAAUUCCAGAGAGAGACCGAAGAGCGGGAAAGAAUCGAAAGAGAACGACGAGAAAGAGAAGAGAGAGAACAAAGGGAAGUGAGGGCAAGAGCAGAGAGGGAAAGAACGGAAGAAGCGGGAGGGGUGGGACGCGAGACAGAGAAAACAGGAUGGGAAGAAGAUUUCGAUUUUGAUGAAGUGAACGACACCUUCGUCAACGGCGCAAAUGACGACGGGGCUUCCGCAGUUUCCAGCGGGGGUUCUGGGAUACGGGGCGCCCCGUCUGCAGUCCGUUCUGCAUCCGCUCUCCAAAACGCAGCUGCCUGUACAGCUGGAGGUGAGCGGACGCUGUCGUGUCUCCCCGGGAGGCCAACGGGCCUUUCGGCACCGCAUUGUCAGCCUGUCUCGUCCAUUUGUCAUCAAAACGCACUGACCAUGCAAACCGCCUUUGCCCCUCAAGACCCGCUACAGAAUAAAGAACAAGCAGGAGAGACGGGCGACCGGCUGUACGGCGACGUUCCGAACCAAGUACGGAGCUUGUCGACUCCACAGGCUGCGGGAGGAUGGGGAAACGAUCAAGAUUUCGACUUUUCCGAGGACGAAUUCACCCAAGAGAAUGAAGAGAAGAACGCGGCUCCCCAAACCCCUUCGGCGGCCUCGACUUCACUGCAUGCCUUUGUGCCUCACCGCACUGAAGAUCAGGCGCUUCCUCCGUCGCUGUCGCCGCGCCUCUCCGCCGUGCGCUGUGGAGGAUCUCUCGCGCCUCGUAGCCCCGACGCCACUCCCCUGUUGGCGCCAGUGUCUCCUGUCUCUUCUGUGGGGUUUCUCGCCGUUUCCCGGUCGUUGGAGCAGCAGAGCGUCAAGGACCCGCGUGGCGAAAGUGGGGCUCGGGAUGUCACUGGAAAUGAGCAUCCGGCCGCAUGCAACGUUGGUGUGGGUGCCUACGGGCAGACACCGGUGGAAGGAAAGCAAAUUGGACAUGAAAGACGUCACGAUUUCGUAUCUCAAGAGUCGUCUUGGAAAACCCCCUCCCUGGGACUUCCGCCUACCUCGGGCCGAGAGGAAACUCCUGCUUUCGCCCAACCCACAGAGCCACGCGCUUCGCCCACAUACACCUCCGGGCCGUCGGCGCCGGGGCCGCAGGUGUCUAGACACCCCGCAGCGGGAGGCGUGCACGGGGGGGUUUUUUCUGCGGUUCCAGUUCCUGCACAUGAACAGACGCGGCUUGGCGGAGGUCCAUUCCGUUCGGCGGCAAGCGGCUUCGUAGAGGAGAGGCUGCACGCGGGAUCCGGCGUAGGAGACAGCACGCAUGCGUUUCAAAGUGUGUGUCGGGAGCCUGCCGACGUCGCUGCACUUCCCUCUAGCAUGCAAAUGCCUCCUUCGAACUUCCGGGCAAAGUGCACGGGGUCAGCUGAGUUCCACGCAAACGCCCCUAAUUCAGCGGAGCCCGGCGUGCCUGCUCAACCGCCCCGACGGCUGGUGCUGGCGGGUCAGGGGGCGUCAAGGGGGGCGCUUGGUCCCGCGUGGGCCCGCGAGGCCGCGGUCCAGGACAUAGACCUGGAAGACUUUCUCAAUAGCUGA
Neospora caninum is the source of this 8007-nucleotide messenger RNA. RefSeq lists its product as hypothetical. NCBI's taxonomy places the organism in Eukaryota, Apicomplexa, Conoidasida, Eucoccidiorida, Sarcocystidae. The transcript has 5 exons. The record is from RefSeq and is a predicted model, not a curated record. Bases 1 to 8007 code for a protein of 2668 amino acids.